Mesoplodon densirostris (Blainville's beaked whale) is the source of this 855-nucleotide messenger RNA. It is a transcript of the gene SNAI3, whose product is annotated as snail family transcriptional repressor 3. Gene Ontology annotation, biological process: regulation of DNA-templated transcription. The coding region runs from base 1 to 855 and encodes 284 amino acids. The record is from RefSeq and is a predicted model, not a curated record. NCBI's taxonomy places the organism in Eukaryota, Metazoa, Chordata, Mammalia, Artiodactyla, Ziphiidae. Gene Ontology annotation, molecular function: RNA polymerase II cis-regulatory region sequence-specific DNA binding; DNA-binding transcription factor activity, RNA polymerase II-specific. The transcript has 3 exons.
AUGCCGCGCUCCUUCCUGGUGAAGACGCACUCCAGCCACAGGGUCCCCAACUACGGGCAGCUGGAGAGGCAGAGAGAAACCAAUGGCGCCUGUUCUGCCUGCGGGGGGCUGGUGGUGCCCCUCGUCCUCCCAGACAAGGCAGCCCCGUCCACGCCUGGCGACCUUCCCCGGCCCUGGGACUUCACCUCCGUCGUCGCCCACGUCUCCCUGCCCCUCCCCACCUUCCUGUGUAACGAGGAAGCUCGGGGGGCCUCGGGGCCAGACCCCCUGGAAGUCAGCCUGGCGGACCCUCGGGCCGGCCGGGCCCCCGGCGCACCUCUCAGAGACAGCCUGAAGCACCUCAGCCUGCCCCCGCUGCUGGCUCUGCCCACGCGCUGGCCCCCGGGCCUGGCCGCAGAUGGGGCCCAGGCUCCGGGCCACCUGCCAGGGGCCGAGCGGGCCCCCCGCACCCCAGGGGGCUUCUGCACACCGGCCGCACUGGUCAGGCACCAGCAGCUGCACUGCCACCUGCAGGCUCAACGCUGCUUCACCUGCAAGUUCUGCGACAAGGAGUACGGCAGCCUGGGCGCCCUCAAGAUGCACAUCCGCACACACACGCUACCCUGCCUCUGCACCCUGUGCGGCAAGGCCUUCUCCAGGCCCUGGCUGCUGCAGGGCCACAUCCGGACCCACACAGGUGAGAAGCCCUACACCUGCCCUCACUGCAGCAGGGCCUUCGCCGACCGCUCCAACCUGCGGGCCCACCUGCAGACGCACUCGGACACCAAGAAAUACCAGUGCAAGCGCUGCGCCAAGACCUUCUCCCGCGUGGCGCUCCUGGCGCGGCACGAGGAGUCCGGCUGCUGCGCCCCCUGA